UAGUAGUCCAUAUAUUUCAUUGAGUCCCCAAAUCUCUCUACGUUUCAACAUGCCUACAACCUUCUCAAAGCUACUCUCCUCCACUUUCUUUUUUCUAUCUACUCUGCUCCUCUUCUCCAUUAAACUUGCCUCUGCAAAACCCCAUGGCUUCUCAAACAGUUUGUCUCCCAAACACUUUGGCCUCAAACGACAGAAACUCAGCCAUCUUCACUUCUACUUCCACGACGUCGUCAGCGGACGAAAUCCCACUGCUAUCCGGGUCGCCAGUGCAGCCUUGACGAACAAAUCCGAGACUGGUUUCGACACUGUCGUGAUGGUUCAUGACCCUUUGACGGCUACACCCGACCGGAACUCCAAGCUUGUGGGAAAAGCGCAAGGGAUUUACGCAUCCGCAGCGCAAGACGUUGUUGGUUUGUUAAUGGUAAUGAACUUGGCUUUCGUGGAAGGCAAGUAUAACGGUAGUGCCCUUAGUCUUUUGGGGCGGAACACGGUGUUCUCGACGGUGAGGGAGAUGCCUAUCGUCGGCGGUAGCGGCCUUUUCCAAUUUGCCCGUGGAUAUGCUCAGGCGAAGACUCAUACAUUCAAUAUUAAAACUGGGGAUGCAGUUGGGAAGACAUAUCUAGGCGAAAGGAACAAAAUUUAGCACACCAGACACCAGAUAGCUAGAUCAGCCUUUGCACCGACGGGGCGGUUCAAAUUGCUUCUGAAAAUGCUGCAGCAAGGGGAUUCAUAAGGAAUAGAGAUGGAGAGUAGAUUAUGGGGUUGAUAAGUGUCAAAAGUAACAUAUUUUAGUCUCGUUUUUAAUGCGCUUUUGGAUGAUUAUUCAAUGCAAAAAUGGUCAAUUUUAUUCUCUUAA
Messenger RNA from Gossypium raimondii (Peruvian cotton), 856 nucleotides. RefSeq names its product dirigent protein 22. The transcript is spliced from 2 exons. NCBI's taxonomy places the organism in Eukaryota, Viridiplantae, Streptophyta, Magnoliopsida, Malvales, Malvaceae. The record is from RefSeq and is a predicted model, not a curated record. Bases 50 to 643 code for a protein of 197 amino acids.